This is a messenger RNA of Pieris macdunnoughi, 1206 nucleotides long. The record is from the annotation of a GenBank genome assembly. Lineage: Eukaryota; Metazoa; Arthropoda; Insecta; Lepidoptera; Pieridae.
AUGAUACUUCUUGUCAAUGGAAUCGACACAAGAAGAAAGAAACAGAUGAGAGAUUCAGGUGGAAGCCUGGAAACGAAUUCUUAUAAGAAUCUAGAUAUGCGAGGAAGGAUAAGAAAGUCGUUUUUUGUGGCCCACGCACUAGAUAAUUUAGACUCCAAUACAAUAUGUUCCCCAAUAUCAGCGCUGUUACCCAUCGGUAAACUUGCUCUCGGUGCUGUUAACACCAGUUUGGAUGAAAUGCUUGAGGCUAUCGGAGUUAUAAGUCAAAAGAAGAUUAAAUCACAUUUUAAACACUUGAUCGCGGAAUUGCGUUAUCUGCCUGGUGUGAAGUUGGAUAUAGCAAGCAGACUAUACAUCAGUACCCAGGCCAGAUUAACAUCUUCAUUUGAAUCAGACACGAAGGAAAUAUUCAGCUCUAGCGCAGAAAAAGUUGAUUUCGAAUCUCCAGUUAUAACUGCGGACAAGAUUAAUGGAUGGGUGGAAUCCCAAACAGCUAACAUGAUCCACGACAUGAUAUCACCAGAUGAAAUUGAUCCAGAGAUGUCUUUAAUUAUGAUAAAUGCUAUAUAUUUUAAUGGAAAGUGGGAAACGCCAUUUAAAAAAUUAGAAACGGCGACAUUUCAUACGCCCAUAGAUGUUCGACGCGUAAAUAUGAUGUCUGUAAAUUCACAUUUCAAUUAUACAGAAUGUGCGGCCCUCAAUGCACAGAUUCUCAAACUCCCAUACACCGGUGGAACAGCUGCUCUAAUAAUUAUAUUACCCAAGGCGCGAAACGGUUUGCCGCUUCUCCUUCAUCAAAUAAAGUUAGCACCAGAAAUAUUAGACUCCGCUUUAAACUCCAUGUUGGUGCACACGGUGCAGGCUACGAUACCGAAGUUCAGGUUAGAAAGUGAAAUGGAUUUGAGGCAAAUGUAUGAAAAGGUGGGAAUAAGAAAAAUAUUCAAACAAUACGAAUCCGAUUUAACUGGUAUUGUGAGGGACAAAAUUGUGACCGUCUCUAAAGCGAAACAAAAGGCAGUUAUUGAUGUGAACGAACGAGGUACUGAGGCAGCGGCUUCGUCUUCAACAAGCAUGCUUCAAAUGUCGCUGUCGAAAACCGUCAAAUUCAAGGCUGAUCAUCCAUUCUUGUUCAUACUGCUGUCAAACACUCAGCAGUUGUUCGCUGGGACCCUCGUACAUCCACAUACAGCUGGAAAAAGAGGCUAA